AUGCCGGGCGCGCCCGCGCCGGCCCCGUCCGACGAUGGCGACAACGUGUACGACGUCAUCAAGGACUUCGGCGCGGUCGGGGACGGCGUGACGGACGACACGGACGCGAUCAAGACCGCGUGGGACACGGCGUGCCAGGACGACGGGGAGGGCGUCGUCCUCGCGGCCGCCGGGCACUCGUUCCUGGUGCACACCACCACCUUCACCGGGCCGUGCCAGGGCAGCGUCACGCUGCAGAUCGACGGCACGAUCGUGGCGCCCAGCGAGCCCACCACGUGGCCGGCCAACAGCAAGCGCAACUGGCUGGUGUUCUACAAGGCCGACGGCAUGGCGCUGCGCGGCUCCGGGCUCAUCGACGGCAAGGGCCAGAAGUGGUGGGAUCUCCCCUGCAAGCCUCACAAGGGAGGAAGCACCCACGGACCUUGUGACAGCCCGGUGGCGCUUAGGUUUUUCAUGAGCAACAACGUGACGGUGCAAGGGCUCAGAGUGCAGGACAGCCCGGAGUUCCACUUCCGGUUCGACAGCUGCCGCGGCGUGCACGUCGACAGCCUCUCCAUUAGCUCCCCGGCGCUGAGCCCCAACACCGACGGCAUCCACGUCGAGAACACCCAGGACGUGCUCAUCACCAACACCGUCGUCUCCAACGGCGACGACUGUGUCUCCAUCGGCGCCGGCACCCUCAACGUCCACAUCGAGAACGUCACCUGCGGCCCCGGCCACGGCAUCAGCAUCGGGAGCCUGGGAAAGCAGGGGUCGCGGGCGUGCGUGGCCAACAUCACGGUGCGGAACGCGGUGAUCCGGCACUCGGACAACGGCGUGAGGAUCAAGACGUGGCAGGGCGGCUCCGGGUCGGUGUCGGCGGUGACCUUCGAGAACGUGCGCAUGGACGCCGUGCGCAACCCCAUCAUCAUCGACCAGUACUACUGCCUCACCAAGAGCUGCGAGAACGCCACCACCGCCGUCUUCGUCUCCGACAUCACCUACGCCGGCAUCCGGGGCACCUACGACGUGCGCGGCCCGCCCAUCCACUUCGGCUGCAGCGACGCCGUGCCCUGCACCAACAUCACCCUCUCCGGCAGAAACUUCCAUUAUUCAACAUUCGCAAUGGCAGUACAAGGACACAAGAAAAAUUAUAUACAGAAAAAAGGAUUAGACCCUUCUUUAAGCUCUGGAAUCAUCAGAACCAUGAUCAAGCUCGGUGGCACAUUUUCCGCAGGAUCUAGCAUAGUUCCGCGCAUCUCUGUCAACAAUGUAUUCAUAGACUACUUGCUGAUGACAAACUUUGUUUUCCGUUAG
This is a messenger RNA of Triticum turgidum subsp. durum (durum wheat), 1296 nucleotides long. The record is from the annotation of a GenBank genome assembly. Lineage: Eukaryota; Viridiplantae; Streptophyta; Magnoliopsida; Poales; Poaceae.